Cydia amplana is the source of this 678-nucleotide messenger RNA. RefSeq lists its product as uncharacterized. NCBI's taxonomy places the organism in Eukaryota, Metazoa, Arthropoda, Insecta, Lepidoptera, Tortricidae. The record is from RefSeq and is a predicted model, not a curated record. The transcript has a single exon. Bases 1 to 678 code for a protein of 225 amino acids.
AUGUUGAGCCCGCGGGCGGACACGAUAACGUCCGAGGCAACGCCGAUUCAGAGCUCGCUAAGUACUGAAUCUUCGACGCCAAUCGUUAGUCCGCUUCGCGAUGCCUCGGUUCACAGUUCGCUUAGCACCGAGUCUUCGACGCCGAUCGUUAGUCCGCUCCGCGAGGCCUCGAUUCACAGUUCGCUUCGCACCGAGUCUUCGACGCCGAUCGUUAGUCCGCUCCACGAGGCCUCGAGCUCGCCGAGUAUCGACCUGCCCCUGACGCCUCAAACCGCUAAACCGUCGCCCCGGGAUAGUCCGAGCGUCGAAUCCCCGGUGACCCCGUUAAACACUCCCCCCGCCGAACCACCGAGCACCGAAUCACCUUUAACACCGUUAGGUAUACAUUUACUCGCCCCGUUAGACCCUCCCCCCGUCGAACCACCGAGCACCGAAUCACCUUUAACACCGUUAGGUAUACAUUUACCACCGACCCCUAGCCCCCCGAGUGCUGAUUUACCACCAACCCCGUCGGGCAGACCGCUCCCUUUACCGGAGAGUCCCCCGAGUGCUGACCUACCCGCAACGCCCCCGUGUACCCCGUUACCAGGAACACCUAGCCCCCCAAGCGCUAGUCUACCUUUAACACCUAGGUCUUUGGUAGAUCAGAAUAGCUCAUCGUCAUCGAAUGGCACGUAA